This is a messenger RNA of Yamadazyma tenuis ATCC 10573, 1928 nucleotides long. NCBI's taxonomy places the organism in Eukaryota, Fungi, Ascomycota, Pichiomycetes, Serinales, Debaryomycetaceae. The record is from RefSeq and is a predicted model, not a curated record.
AAUCUUAUACAUUUCUCAUAUAUCAAUUCCAAAAUGGCCCCUAAAAAGAAAGCCGUACAAGAGAAACCUAUCCUUUUAGGUAGACCAGGUAACAACUUAAAGUCCGGUAUUGUUGGAUUGGCUAACGUCGGAAAGUCCACUUUUUUCCAAGCCAUUACUAGAUCACCUUUAGGAAACCCUGCAAAUUACCCAUUUGCGACCAUUGAACCAGAAGAAGCCAGAGUUAUUGUUCCCUCCCCAAGAUUCGAAAAGUUAUGUGGGUUGUACAAGCCAAAGAGUGAAGUUCCAGCUUUUAUGACUAUUUACGAUAUUGCUGGUUUAACCAAAGGUGCUCACGCUGGUGAAGGGUUAGGAAACAAUUUCUUGGCCAACAUUAGAGCUGUGGAUGCUAUUUUCCAGGUCGUAAGAUGUUUUGAAGACUCCGACAUUAUCCACAUUAAUGAUGAAGUUAAUCCAACAGCUGAUUUAGAGAUCAUUUCUGAUGAAUUAAGCUUAAAAGAUAUCGAAUUCGCUCAAAAACAUUUGGAAGGAAUUGAAAAAAUAACUAGAAGAGGUGGACAAUCUUUAGAAGUUAAGCAAAAGAAAGAAGAAGCUGAAUUGGUCAAGAGAAUCAUUGAACUUUUGGAAAAGAGACAAAGAAUUGCCAACCAAACUUGGACUGCGAAAGAAGUCGAAAUAAUCAACUCGAUGUUCUUGUUAACUGCUAAACCAUGUAUCUACUUGAUUAACUUGUCAGAAAGAGACUACAUCAGAAAGAAGAAUAAGUACUUAUUAAAGAUCAAAGAAUGGGUUGAUACUAAUUCUCCAGGUGAUAUGAUUAUCCCAGUAUCUGUUUCCUUGGAAGAAAAGUUGGCUGGUAUGGAAACCGAUGACGAAAGAGAGGCUUACCUUAAAGAAAUUCAAACCCAAUCGGCUUUACCUAAAAUCAUUACCACCAUGAGACAAAAGUUGGAUUUGAUUUCUUUCUUCACUGGGGGUCCAGAUGAAGUCAGAGAAUGGACUAUCAGAAGAUGGUACACUGCUCCACAAGCUGCCGGUACCAUUCACACCGAUUUGGAACGAACAUUUAUCUUGGCUCAAGUUAUUAAGUACGAUGACUUGAUUGAAUUGGGAGAUGAGAAUGCAGUAAGAGCCGCUGGUAAAUUGUUGCAAAAAGGUAAGGACUACUUUGUUGAAGAUGGAGACGUUUUAUAUAUUAAAGCUGCUGAUGGUAAAGCCCGUUAAAUAGUUGUGCCUUAGUUUCAUACAAGUCUUUUAACACAUUCCACAUAAUAGUUGUAACUGUCAUGCGACCUCAAAUUUUGACAGGUUUUUCAAAUCGAAAAUGGCUGCAACGGUAUUUGACACGUGCGGAGCCGGGCUGAGCCUUGUAAAAAUGCCUCUGCUAUAUUAAACUUUAUAAUUUACCACACAUAUAAAUAGAACCAUUUCCUUCUCAAGCUUCAACAGUACAAGUUAUAGUACUUGUUUCAUUCGUGUCCCAUGUUGAGAUUGACCUUAAGAAGGUCCCUCGUGGGGAUGGUUUUCUUUUUGGCAGUCUUUUUGUUCUAUACGAUUUUGGAUGCUAUAUUUAUCAGGUUUUCUCCAACCACAUUCAAAAAGCAAGACAUCAAAAUGAGAAAAAUAAUCCAUUAUUCUAACUACAAGUAUGGUGAUUUGGAUGGCCUUACAGAACGCCAUAAGCAUUUCAAGGACAAGCCAUUGCCUGAAAAGUGUACGAUAUUUUUUAAUGAUUUGAUGACUUCAACUUCAGGAAAGAGCUGGAGAUUUCCUACAAUGUCAGGGAGGUCUUAUAAUAAAGACAUUGAUAAGCUGCAGCGAUUUUUCAACAGAGAACGGAAAAACCUUCUAUCGGUCAAAUCAAAAGAAGGAUUGGGAAGUAAAAUAUCACUUUCUGAGAAGAAUAGUAUAAAGACCGAUUUUGAUCA